Messenger RNA from Choloepus didactylus (southern two-toed sloth), 2066 nucleotides. RefSeq names its product small nuclear RNA activating complex polypeptide 2 (gene SNAPC2). NCBI's taxonomy places the organism in Eukaryota, Metazoa, Chordata, Mammalia, Pilosa, Megalonychidae. The transcript is spliced from 5 exons. The record is from RefSeq and is a predicted model, not a curated record. Gene Ontology annotation, biological process: snRNA transcription. The coding region runs from base 529 to 1539 and encodes 336 amino acids. Gene Ontology annotation, cellular component: nuclear body. Gene Ontology annotation, molecular function: RNA polymerase II general transcription initiation factor activity.
CCGCCUCCUGCUAGAUUUGCCUUUCUUGCCUAGAGCUCCUUCAGUCCCUCCUGCCUGCGCAAGGAUUAAGAGCACGACUAUUAGCUCCAUUUUACAGAUGAGGAAACUGAGGCUCGGUGGGGCUAACGCGCUUGCCCAGGGGCUCCAGAGCUGUCCAAUCCCUGCAGCCCAGGCUUCUCAAGGCCAGCCAGCUGCUUUCCGGUCAGGGCCACCCCCCUGCAAGGAGCAAAGCACACGGGAGUAAUUUCCUAAGAGGCCCGGGAUGGAGAGAGGGCACAGGAUCUGAGGUCUCGGUUCGGGUCCCACUUUUAAGUUGGGAGUGCGAUAACAUGCCGGGCGGGGGUCUCGGCCGUCCCCUGCGCCCGUUCAGUCGCCAGUCCCCGCCUCACUUCCCGCUGGAGGCCCGAGAACGCGGAGCGGCGCCCCGGUUUGUGACCGCCUCCUCGCAACGCUUUCUGGCCCCGGCGGCCCCCGUAGCCCCGCCCACCGAGGAAGCGGUCCGAGCGCGCCGAGGCCGCUGCAAGCAGCAUGAAGCCACCGCAGCGGCGGCGAGCAGCCCCGGCUCGCUACCUGGGCGAGGCGAGCGGUCCCGCGGCCUGGAGCGCUCGCGAGAAGCGGCAGCUGCUACGGCUACUGCAGGCGCGGCGGGGCCAGCCAGAACCGAACGCCGCCGAGCUGAGCCGGGAGCUGCCGGGUCGGAGCGAGGCCGAGAUCCGGGACUUCCUCCAGCAGCUCAAGGGCCGCGUGGCCCGGGAGGCCAUUCAGAGAGUGCGUCCAGGUGGCCCACGGGGUCCAAGGUGCCAGGAGGCACAGACCCCGGCUCCCAUUGAGGUGUGGAUGGAUCUGGCUGAGAAGAUAACAGGCCCACUGGAGGAAGCUGUGACAGCUGCUUUCUCGCAGGUAUUCACCAUUGCGGCCACAGAGCCGAUCAGCCUCCUGCACUCCAAGCCCUCAAAGCCCACGCAGGCCCGUGGAAAGCAGCUUCUUCUCAGCACCCCCGGAGAGCAAGAGGCGCAGGCCCCCAAGGCCCCUGACACUUCUGAAGUCCCUGGCCCUGCCCCUAAGUCUCCUUCCACACCAUUGGCUGGCACCUCCAUGGAGGGAGACCUCACCGUGGACUUCGAAAAGAUCUACAAGUACUUGUCAUCCUUCUCCCGCAGUAGCCCAGGACCCGAGCUCUCCGCAGCCGAGUCAGCUGUGGUCCUCGACCUGCUUCUGUCACUUCCCCAGGAGCUGACGCGCCUGCCCUGUACUGACCUAGUGGAGCACAUGGCUGGAGCAUACCUCCGCCUGAUGGCUCCCCAGCCCAGCUCAUCCAGUGGGAACUUGGAGUCUGGGGCUGAGGCUGGUGGGACUGGCUCCAAGGGACACGAACAGCCCAGCCAGGCCACCCCCCAGGCCCCUGACAAUACCAGGCCCCACGAACUGACAUCAGCCUGGCAAGCAGCCGGGGUCUGCCCCCUGAACCCAUUCCUGGUGCCCCUUGAGCUUCUAGGCCGGGCAGCCACCCCUGCAGAGGACACACCCGGACGUCCCUGACUCCCCAGCCCUGUGUCCUGCUUGGGUUAGAUGGUUCUGAGGAGCCAGUCUUGGUGGAAGGUUCUUGAUAUGGUGCCCAACAGGGCAUGGCCCUAAAGAAGCUCGAUACAUCAGGGGUCUCAGAGAUGGAACCACAGUUGAUGCCCCUGGGGCUGGGUUGAUGGAGAACAGAGGGACUUGGCACACAAGCAGCCUGACCUCCCUGGACGGGCAGAUGGAUGAACAGAUGGACAGAUGGGCAGGGCUGGCCUCCUGCCUGCCCCAAGCCCAGCCCUGCCUCAUUCUCUGCCACAGGACGCUGUGAGCUGGCAGUUCACACAGUAAACCUUGUGUGCCCUCCUUUGUGGAUUCCCUUCUUGCCUACCCCCCCCCCCAACCUUUUCUGUCCCUGGGAGCCCAGUGUGCACCUCAGGCCAUGGGAGGUAACUUGCAUUCUCUGCACCUCUCCUCAGCUGACCACAGGCUGGCGCCCCACCCUCCUCCCUGGGGGUGCUCUGUGGCAGUGAAUAAAGGUCUUGUUGCUCUGC